Molecule: messenger RNA, 1659 nt
Organism: Saccostrea cuccullata (small rock oyster)
Lineage: Eukaryota; Metazoa; Mollusca; Bivalvia; Ostreida; Ostreidae
Exons: 1
Coding region: 1-1659 (552 amino acids)
Molecular function (GO): zinc ion binding
Source: RefSeq, a predicted model, not a curated record
AUGAAUACGAACACCACAGCACAGAUUAAAGUGAUUCAGUGCAAUGAAUUGAAGUGUCAGAAUGACGUAAGAUUUUACUGCAGGCCAUGUAAGCGAAAUCUGUGUAUGACGUGUAAGCAGAGACACGUUGUAAAACUCGAUACCAAAGAUCAUGAUGUCGUUAUUUACCGUUUAAAGUAUGGAGACUUUAUAGUGCCAGAGUCUUGUGAGAAACACCCAGACUGCAAAUAUCAAAAAUGGUGCAAAUCUUGUGAAUGUGCAUUUUGUGAUAAAAAUGAAAACCACAAAAGACAUAAAAUUCUGGAUAUCAAAUUAGCCUGCACUGUUCAAAGACAGGAACACAAAGAAAGAAUUAUUCAGAUUAGAGGCGAGAGUCUCCCAAAUAAUCGUGCAAUCUUAGCAGGUCUCAAAUCUGACUUCAAAGGAAAUGUAGAUACCUUGAAAGCUAAAAUCUCCGGCAUCCAACAAGAGCUUGUUGUUAAAGCUGAAAACCUGAAAAAACAAAUCGAUAUUCAUAGUAAGACACCUAAAGGUUUAUAUAAAACAGAUUUUUAUAUGAGAUGUGUAUUGAAGCAUAAAAAAAUGAAGAAAUAUGUGCACAGAUACGAGCAACUAGCAACCAACCCAAUAAAGUUUCUGUUGUUUGUAAAGAAAACUCCCGUCCCCCAAAAAAUAGAACUUCCUGAUAACAGAAUAUUUAGCUUUUUCGAAGAAAUCAAUAAAGGAGACAUGACUGAUAUUUUAGUUGACAUCAAAAUAACAGAGGCAGGAAUAAGAGAAAUGAGAAAAAAUAAGCGAAUGUUAAAGCAGAUGCCAAUACCUAUGUUAAGGAAAUAUGUUGCUGUAACUGACUUAAUUCAAGGUUUUCACAUUUCUUUUGUGACAUCGGACAAAAUUUGGGUCAGUGAUGGAAGCAGUCUUAUUUUGACGAAUACUAAAGGCACUAUUCUAUAUAAAUUGUCAGAUGUUAAUCACAAUUAUGGAGUACAUACGGUUAACAAGGCAGGAGAACUAAUUUAUGUCGACGAAAACUGGAACAUUAACAAACUAAGUGUAGAUAAUACUACAAAAUCGACGCUGAUUCAGAGAACAGAUCUGUGGGAUCCAUGGUGUAUCUGUCACUCAGCUUCUACUGGAGAUUUGCUGGUCAUGAUGAGAUAUGAUUCAGAUAAUCCUUCCAUUAAUUUAGAGGUGAAAGUCAUUCGGUUUAAUGCCGAAGUACAACCAGUACAAACCAUCCAGUAUCACAGCUCAGGCCAGCAAUUAUACUGUGAACCUUUCUAUAUCACGGAAAAUCACAAUGGAGAUAUUGUUGUGUCUGAUAGAGGGAAGGGUGUGGUGGUCACAGACCGUGAAGGGAAAUAUCGUUUCUCUUACAACGAAGCACCAAAUGAAAUGCCAUUUGGAUUCUUUAUGUCAAAUGGGAUUUGUGUAGACGCACUCUUAAAUAUUCUGAUUUGUUGCCGAUUUAACAACGCAAUACACGUGAUCGACAAGGAUGGCCAUCUCCUGUUUAUUAUAUCAACAUUAGGAUAUGGGAUAGCUGAACCUUUGGGGCUGGGAUAUGAUCAACAAAAUCAUCUCGUUUGGGUGGGAUCAGGCCGCAAAAACAAACUCUGUAUAUACAGACAUAUAAAACGACGAGAUAAUCUUGUAUAA